Molecule: messenger RNA, 1272 nt
Organism: Dictyostelium discoideum AX4
Lineage: Eukaryota; Evosea; Eumycetozoa; Dictyosteliales; Dictyosteliaceae
Exons: 1
Coding region: 1-1272 (423 amino acids)
Source: RefSeq, a predicted model, not a curated record
AUGGAAGAAUUUGAAAAUAUAUUUUUUAGAGUCUGGAAAAAUAUUUAUAUUAGAAAUGAAAUUACCAAACAUUUAGAAUUAUUUAGAGAUAAUUAUCAAGUUGAAAUUAAAAUUAAUAAAUUAACAGAAUUAAGAGAUCAUGCAAAUAAAGGGUAUAUUUCAAAAUUAAGAUAUCAUCCAUUUACAUUUCCAAAUGGUUGUUUAAAUGAUCUAUCAUCAUUGAUUGAUUUAGAGAUUAUUUCAUUUAAGGGUCAAUUCAAAAGUGAAGAUUUAAAACCAUUAACAUCUUUAAAAAAAUUAUCAUUAACUCAAUUAAAUAAAGAAUUAGAAAUUGAUAUAAUACCAUCAUCAAUUGAAGAAUUGGAGUUAAUUAAAUAUGACCAAAUCAUUAAACCAAUGGUUUUACCAGAAAGUUUAACAAAAUUAACAUUAUCAUUAUUCAAUCAACCAAUUGGAAAAGAUUCAUUCAAUGUAUUAAAAAAUUUAAAAUGUUUAGUUUUGGAAAACUUUAAUCAUGAUAUUAAUCCAAACGAUUUACCAUCAUCAUUGGUUGAAUUGUAUUUAGUAAAAUUUAAUAAACCUUUACAACUAAAUUCAAUCCCAAAUUCAAUCGAAUGGCUGAUGCUUUCAGAUUUCGAUCAACCAUUGAAACCAAAUUUAUUACCAUCAUCUUUAAUUGAUUUAUCACUAUUUGAAUAUAAUCAACCUUUAUAUGCUGGUGAUUUACCUAAUGGUAUUACUUAUUUGAGUUUAGGUUGCUAUAAUCAACAACUUGGAUCAGAUAUUAUACCAUCAUCAGUAACGCAUUUAACACUAUCAAAAUAUGACCAUUCAUUGAAAAAAGGUGAUAUUCCAUCAAGUGUUCAAUUUUUAAAAAUGAAUGAUUUCAAUUCUGAUAUUGAAAUUGGUGCAAUUCCAUUAUCAGUUAAAAAAUUAACAUUACAUUCGUUCAAUCAACCAAUUAAACCUGGUGCAAUUAGUUUUGGUGUUGAAAAAAUUAGAUUCCUAUCUUCAUUUAAUAAACCAUUGAUUCAAGGUUCAUUUCCUUCUUCAGUAAAGACUAUUCAUUUUUCAAUUAACUUUAAUCAAAAGAUUAAACCAAAUGAUAUUCCAGAAUCUUGUAUUAAAAUUAAAAUGGGUUAUUGUUUUAAUCAUCUUCCUAAAUUAACUUCAAAUAUUUUCUCAAAUAAUUUAAAAAAAAUAAUUGUUGAUCGUAAUUAUAAUCAUCCAAUUCCAGAUGAUUUAAAAGAUAUAAUAAUUAAAAAAAAAUAA